Messenger RNA from Cajanus cajan (pigeon pea), 975 nucleotides. RefSeq names its product octanoyltransferase LIP2, mitochondrial. Gene Ontology annotation, biological process: protein lipoylation. The record is from RefSeq and is a predicted model, not a curated record. Gene Ontology annotation, molecular function: lipoyl(octanoyl) transferase activity. Lineage: Eukaryota; Viridiplantae; Streptophyta; Magnoliopsida; Fabales; Fabaceae.
AAUCUUGUGCUCCACCUUACCCAACGCGUUGCUUGCGUGCAAGAAAAACCAGAGCGGAGUUUGAGAUUGGGCUGCUACCUCAAGAUUGAAUCUUUUGAUAAAUAUUUUAUUUGUAACCUCCAACAGCAAUUUUCAUUUGCGAGAAUCGUUAACCAUAUUUUAGAGGUCACAUAGCAAUAGUUGCCGUUCUACUUCUCAACCCUUUUCGGAAUGAGGGGUUUGCGAAGCCUUGAGGUCUGGAAACUGGGGGUUGUCAACUAUUUGGAUGCAUUGAAACUGCAGGAAAAGCUGGCCUUGGAAAGAAAACUUCAUAAAAGACGUGACACUCUUCUUUCUUUACAACACCCCCCUACUUACACUGUUGGCAAAAGACAAACUGUUCACAAUUUGUUAAUCCCCCAACCAGAGUUAGAAAAAAUUGGAGCUGAACUUCACUACACACAACGGGGAGGAGACAUUACAUUUCAUGGUCCACACCAAGCCAUUUUGUAUCCUAUUCUAUCGCUUCGUGACAUGGGGCUCGGUGCUCGGAGUUUUGUAGAGAAAAUUGAGUUAACCAUGAUUGAACUAGCUGCUAUGUAUGGUGUGAAAGCUUGUCCAGGACAGAGCGGUGAGACCGGGGUAUGGGUUGGAGAAAGGAAGAUAGGUGCAAUAGGCGUUCGGAUAUCGAGUGGGAUUACUUCUCAUGGGAUGGCAUUUAACAUUGAUCCUGAUUUGAGCUACUUUAGGCAUAUUGUUCCCUGUGGGAUUGCUGAUAAAGAAGUAACAUCUUUGAGAAGGGAGACAGAUUUUGUCCUUCCCGAGGAAGAAAUAAUACAGAAGCAGUUGAUUUCGUGUUUUGCAAGAAUCUUUGGUUAUAGUAACCUGAUCUGGAAGGAGGAUGCUUCAACAAUUUUUGAUAAAGAAACUGAAUGAGAUGAGCUAUUCUAGCCACCAGAUAGUUGUAUAACAUUUUUUAUUUCAUUCUUUGAGAAA